AUGCAGAAUAUUUCUCCCCUGUUGAAACGAGCAGUGGACUGUCCAAACUUUGUCCACGUGCUUCAGCUUCUAAACUCCUCCCACCUCUACGCCUGUGGCAGCUACGCCUUCAACCCCCAGCAGGUGUUCAUCGACACAGAGAGUCUCUCAGUUGUCCAUCAGGAUGGAGCUAAAGGUCGUUGUCCCUUCAGUCCCAUGGACAGGAGCUCUGCGCUCACCAUUGACGGGGAGCUUUUCACCGCCACCAGCACCACCUUCAGAGGAACUGAGCCACAGAUUUCUCGAUACUUCAGUAACAAUGGCCGCCCAGACGUCAACCUGGACACCACCGUCCACCUACUGAACGGUUUUUAA
This is a messenger RNA of Austrofundulus limnaeus, 354 nucleotides long. RefSeq names its product semaphorin-4F. The record is from RefSeq and is a predicted model, not a curated record. The coding region runs from base 1 to 354 and encodes 117 amino acids. Gene Ontology annotation, cellular component: plasma membrane. Gene Ontology annotation, molecular function: chemorepellent activity; semaphorin receptor binding. The transcript has 5 exons. Gene Ontology annotation, biological process: negative chemotaxis; neural crest cell migration; axon guidance. Lineage: Eukaryota; Metazoa; Chordata; Actinopteri; Cyprinodontiformes; Rivulidae.